UAAGGGUUGUUCCUGGAGGACCCAUCAUAGGUACUGCUCAGCCAUAGUAUCAAGAAAUCGUUUGUGUUAGUCACCAUAUCAUGUACAAGACUGAUUAAUCUGAUGAAUUACUAAAUUGUGUUUACAAAAAGACAACACUAUACAUCAAAUAUUAAAUAAACUGACUUCAUCUUGACGCGCCUUGGGGGAAAAAACUAUGCAAAACAUGUGGCAAAAAGUGUGAUAAUACAAACAAAGCUUGUCGCUCAUUAACAUCUGUGCGUUAUUUUAGUUCGAAAAGUUUGGCUUUAGUUUUUCAAUGGAUGGAUGGAGCCAGUCACAUGACCUGCAAUUUUAAACCGCGGCCGCAGCGUCCUGGACGGGCGCAGCCACGGGGAAUCGCCCACACCCGGCUGGGGUGAGGUGCGCAUGCGUAGUGCAAACCUCAGGAGUGGUUCUGUUCCGCGCCUGCUCCUCCUCUCGGCUCGCUGCCCCGUCCUCCUGGCACACAGCAUCACAUUUGUUAACGACAGAACCGAGCAGAGCCGCGGUAACCUACGAGCACGGCGGUCUGCGGCGGGGCUACCUCGUCUUCUGCAGCCCAGUCACUGAGCACAACACGCUGACUGACCCCUGGCCGGCAACGUCCUUGCAUGACCACACCACCCGGAUUGCCUUGUACGUUUGGCUGCCAUGAUGCUUGGGUUACAGGGAAGUACUUCAACACCAAAGGUGUAUCGUUGUGUGGCAUGUUCAGCUACCUUCACUGGACUGGCGUCCUUGCUUGUACAUCAGGCAACCCAUGCCGGUGCGCUCUCCAAGGUCCCUGCCCCGUCACAGCCUAACAUCAGCCAACGGGAAACCCUAUUUGGUAGUAUGGACUCUUCUAGUGAGCAUCCCAGUCCACCGACACUUUUGCCUGAUAGCCAUUCUCCUUCUUUUUUUAUUUGUGAUUGUGGAGAGGAGUUUCAAGACUUCAGUCUUAUGCUGCAGCAUAAGCGACUACAUGUACCUCAACCACAGCUUCUACAACCUCUGGACAGUAAUAGUGUUCUUUCUGGUGGAACAGAUUGUGAUAAAGUCUUUCCUUCCCAGCAUGUAUCCUUCGUUCCAACAGUAACUCCGUCAUCUUUGGUUCUCAGUGUCCCUUCUACCUCAAGGUUUCCAGAUGUCAAAUUACCCGUAUUGGCAGACCACAAAACCGAUAUAAGCCUGGAGGAUGUCCCAUCCAUAGCAGCCGCUCCUCAAGGCCAGUGUAAACCCACUCAAGGUCCCAGUGAGAAACCACUUGAGACCAUGUCAGCCCCAGCAGACCAAUCAGCGGAGACUAUAGAGGACAUGAGUUUGCUAGACAAAACAAAUUCUGUUCCCAGCAGCAAAAAGGGGGAGAGUUUGUCUAUUAAUAAACCCCUAAUGAAGUUGCUGGCAUCAGCAUACAUGAACCGAUUUCAAAAUCCUCUCUCGCCAAAUCAAAACAAUAACACCGUUACCCCCAAACAAGAAGUUGUCCCUGUUGAUAUAACACCAGUUGCAAAAACUGAAGUGUCCGCGAUUAACGAUCUCUCGAUAACACAGUUGAGGCGACUGCUUGCAAAACCUGGUGUUAAGACAAAAGCUCCAUCCAUCAGCAAAAUUCUUGAGGGCAGUAAGAAAAGGGUUGUCUCUCUGACAAAGACUUUCUCCCCUGUUGUGGUCCUUGAAACCCGUCAAAAGCUCAUGGCUCCUUUCAGUAAUGGCACAUAUGGGGAAUAUCAAUGUGGCCGCUGUCGAAGGGUUUUUCACAAUUUAGACAAACUGGCCGAGCAUCAUUUCUUGCACAAAAAAGAACGGAUUAAAUGUUGCCGUCGCUGCAAACAGCUCAUCAUUGGCCGGCUGCCUUUACCUGACAAUCACGUAUGCCCUCAGUUAGGAAACAAAACCAUAUCGCCAUCAAGCUCUUUCCCACAAAAGAUCGUGCCCUUCCACAGUCUGAACAAUUCAAAAAAAGUAUUCUUUUGUCCGUUGUGCAAGCACAACUAUGCACGCAGGUGGAACCUGAAAAUGCACAAGUGUCAGGGCCCAGGCUCCGCCCCUUACCCGCACGCCAGUUCAUCUUUUCGCAAAAGGCCAGUAUUGAGGUCAAACAGCGAAGACAAAACAGAUGGAGGGGUCAAAGCCGGACCUGAACUCAACAAGAGCGUUGCAGUGGGCACCGAAGUUACCAGGCUUAGUCGUAUCAAGGUAGAGGUGACGUCUCCAAAUUCACUGCAGUCUGCGGUUUCAGAUUUGGCCUGGACACAUCCGGCAAAAAGCUUCUCACCUUUCUACUCCAAAUCUUCCAUCAACCAGGCACAGAAAGAUGCCUCUCAGUGUGGCAUGUCGCUCCAGCAAGGACAAGAGAACAGCAGCUGGGAUGCAGUUGAAGCAGAAUGUGAUGAACAAGACAGCGACGAAGGGGAGUGGACAAUGCCCUUGGAUGAUGAAAUUGAGGUGCUGGGCUAUACCAAUAAAGCUGGUAAUGACGCACAAGUGAAGUCAACAGCAACGACGGCGCCCAGCCUGCGCUAUUUUGUGAGGGGCGGUGUGAGGCGUUACCCCUGUAACCGGUGCCAGAAAACCUACAGCCGCCCGUCUACUCUGAGGCGCCAUCUGCGGCUGUGCGGCUUUAGGUUACGCGGGCCCGCAACGUUGAGUGGCGGUCAGGGCGGCGCGCCGCUAUCCGUCAACAACGCAAAGCCGAUGUUUGCUUGUUUUGUCUGUGGGAAGACCUUCAACCGCAAAGACAACAUGAUGGUUCACAGGAGGAGAUGUCAGUUGCUACGGACAAUGGAAGCCGGCGGAAAGGUGGACGGAAGGGCCGCGCAGCCGGCCGCGUCAGGCAUCGCGACGGCCCGUCAAACCAAGGAGGACGACGGGGGCAACUGGGGCAUUAUGUCGCUGCCCUCGGUGCUUCCGAGGAGGGUGACGUGCGAGUGUGGCGUCGGAUUUACGUCCCCGAGGCUCCUCCUGGAGCACCUGCAGAAGCAUGCGCAGGAAUCCUACACGUGUCCGACGUGCGGAGAGACCGUGAAUUCUUGGGCGGACUAUGAAGUUCACCUGCAGAUCCACAUGCAUCCUCAUCACCAGCUGCUGAAGGGAAUUCAGCCACAGCGGUCGCAACCUCUGCUGCUUCGAUUUCAGCAGCAGCAGCAGCAGCCCUCUCGGCCCGUGGAUCAGCCUCAGGCCAAGCAACCGCGCCCAGUGCAAGCUGCGAAUCCAGCAAAGAAGAAGCAGCAGCGGAUCAUGUGCACGCGGUGCAAUAACACGUUCGCCACGCGCUGUUCCCUUCGGAGGCACCUGUUGUGGAAUCGAUGCAAAGGUGUGCGGGCCACUAACCAGCCCAAGGCUUACCACUGUUCCCACUGCAACUCUGACUUCCCGAACUCAAUAAGUCUCAUGUUUCACCAGAGGAGCGGGGCUUGCAAGCCCGCCAUCAAGCCCGUGCGUUGCCCGGUUUGUCUUCGCUGGUUCGGCACCGUGGACGGAUUACAGAAACACCUGCUGACUCACAAGCAGACUGAAGCGCACCGCUGUGAUGUCUGUCAGGGCACAUACCCGAACGUGAAAUCCCUCAAAAACCAUCGCAGGAGGAUUCAUCGCAUCAUGGCUGGAGACACACAGCCCCUAACCCAUGAACAGCUAACUACUUAAUGACAACAAAAAAAUAAUCUGCUACCUGGGAGUGGUGCACAUAGAGGAACACAUUUUAUUAUAUCUGUGCCAAAUGUAGUUUACUGUACAGCUGAGUGCAUUUAUACAUUUAUUUGGAGUAUCUUAGUGUAGCUUGCUGCUGUUGGCUCGUUUUCUUUCACAUGUAAAUAUUUUUUUUUUACAUAGCUUCAUUAUUUUGUAAAGGCUUCUUGAUAUUUCAUCACAAACCUACAUCACAGGGUUUUAGAUGUAGCUGAUUGUUGUUCCCUGUAAUAAUAAACCAACCAUUUAAAUAAACAUGUUGGUUAUGUUUUGUAUCUGAGAUGUUAAAUUCAAGCCAGGAUCAACUCUUGUUUUAUGUUUCUACAUUUCACUCCUUGUACAGAUAUUCUUUUUUUUCUGAAUAAACAAAAAAAAAGUGGUAUACUUAUUAAAACAAGUUCUUUAUUAAGUCCAAUCCAAUAGUAUGGUAGAAUUUAAUGAGCAUGUUACUAUUUUUUGAUCAUUAGGUAUUUAUUACAGUAUAAAUAAUACUAAAUGUAAGGGUUUUUCUUAGAUGAGCCAUUGGUUUGACCAGAUGUAUGACCUGCAUUGGCCUUUGAAUAGGUCAUUUGUAAUGUUCACAUAGUUUUAAUCUGCAGUAGCAUAAAAUAGAUUUAAAUUAGAAAAUCAUCUCAUUGAGUUAAUUAUGUGGAUUUUUUAUUUAAUUUGAUACAUUUGCCUCCAGAUUAUGUACAGACAGAAUGCAAUUAAAUAGGCAAUGUAUAGUUUUUCUGUCAAGUCGGAAUUACAAACUGGGCUAAACAUCCACGUUCACUUUGUUUCUUCUGGUUUUUGAUUAUCUUUGAAUCUAGAAUGUACGAUACAGAUUAAACAUGGCAUUAAAUUACAUGGUAAAUGGGGUCAGAAUUUAUUUACUUCAGCAAGUUUUGAAAACCAUCUUUACCACUACUCGGCAAAUAAAUUGCCCAUCAGUAUAUCGAGCAAAGCACUAUUUAUUCCACAUUGUGCAAGAGAUCGCUU
Messenger RNA from Pungitius pungitius (ninespine stickleback), 4671 nucleotides. Its product is annotated as zinc finger protein Xfin. The record is from RefSeq and is a predicted model, not a curated record. Gene Ontology annotation, biological process: regulation of transcription by RNA polymerase II. Gene Ontology annotation, cellular component: chromosome. Gene Ontology annotation, molecular function: chromatin insulator sequence binding. Lineage: Eukaryota; Metazoa; Chordata; Actinopteri; Perciformes; Gasterosteidae. The coding region runs from base 673 to 3648 and encodes 991 amino acids. The transcript is spliced from 2 exons.